UUAGUAGGCCCUGAAUUAAAAAAUAAAUUUAAUAAAAGCGAAAAGACUAAAUUAGCCUCAAGUAUAUAAGAGACGUCACCUACCUUUCUCUCGUUCAGACGCCAUUAUUUCAUUUCCAAGGAGAGAGAAAACAAAUCUCACUCACCUGAAACAGAAAGAAAUCUAGAAAAAAACCGAAAAAAUCAAGAAAUCUUCCUGAAAUCUGUUCCAAAACAAAGAUCGAGAUCAAAAACUAUUCAUCAUUUGCUAACCCCUAAAUCAGAGAAACAGAUCGAAAAAGUUUCAGAUUCAAAAACCAAAAAAAAUCAAAAGAAACAGUUUCAGAUUCAGUUUCAUUAUUCGCCGUUGUUACUUUCCUGUUGAUGAAAUACUCCGACGAUUAAUCACUAGAUCGGAGAAGGAGAACAAUCGUUUGUGCAUAAAAUCCAUGAAAUAACUGAUUAAAUAGAAACAAAGAUUCAGAAUCAAAUUUCUUUUGGAAUAAAAAUGGUGAAAGGAAAAAUGAAUCCCCCUAGAAAAGAUGAUACAAUUACAGGAAACCUAAGGCAGUCGUUGAAUGCAGUAAAGGAUUUAGUAAAGGUGAUAAAGCCUAUAGGACUGACUGAUAGGGCUCAAAGAUAUCUUAGGAGAGCUGCUUACGGAGAACUCGUAAUGAUGUAUUACGAUGACUAUGAUACAACUGUACCAACUACAACAAGACAGAUAACUACCAACAAACACGGCGUCUUGAAGCUCUUGAACUGCUUUGACAUGGAUUGUGAGACACCAUGUUCAUUCAGGUUUGCUGAUGAUAAGAUUAUAGAGUCUACACCGGCAAAGCUGGCUGGUAUAUUUUGCAUGCAGAGGAUUGGAAGCAGAAAGGGUCAGAAGCUGUUAAAGUACUAUUGUCCUAGUGAUUUGACUGACAAUGUUUUAUACAGCAAAUACUUCACCGAUAUCAAAUCUACAAAGCAUCAGACGACGGUGACUAAGACAAACAUUUUAGAGAAGAUAAAACAACUUAUGGCAAAAAGGAGAAAAAGUGGGAAAAGAAAGAAAGUUGAUGAAAAGGAUCUAGUUUGCCUGAUAGGUCUUUAUCUUUGUUGUGUAUUGUUUUUUGGCGACAAAAAUGCCAAUGGAGUGAACGCGAAAUAUCUUAGUAUCGUUGAAACUUAUGAUACGGUGCUCAAGGUGUCGUGGCCUGAUUUAAUACACGAGCACUUGUUUGAAGAGAUUCAUACUAAUCUUAGUUGUUUGUCAAAUGUGAAGGCUUGUGUGCAAUACCUACUGGUAAAAAGCUUGUGUGUAAUUUCUAUUCCAGCAGUUUUAGUGUUACGUGAUGGAUAUUUUUGUUCAAUCGACUAA
Messenger RNA from Papaver somniferum (opium poppy), 1344 nucleotides. RefSeq lists its product as uncharacterized. The transcript has 4 exons. The record is from RefSeq and is a predicted model, not a curated record. Bases 487 to 1344 code for a protein of 285 amino acids. Lineage: Eukaryota; Viridiplantae; Streptophyta; Magnoliopsida; Ranunculales; Papaveraceae.